CUGUCCACUGCACAACCACUCCUCUUUAUCCAGAGCAGAGCAGCGCAAUUCCUGAAGCCAUCAUCACCAUGCAAUCCAGCUUCAGAUCCUCAAGUAGGUCCUCGGUGAGCUCCUCCACCGGAACCUCACGGAUCUCCAUGAGUGGAGGGAGCACCAGGGUUCAGAGUCACCGAGCCUCCAGUGUGUACGCUAGUGCUGGUGGUGCUGGGAGGCUCAUGUCCAGUGCCUCUAGCUCUGGAGGCUAUAGCGCUGGGGGCUUCAGCGCUGGAGGCUUCAGCGCUGGUGGAGGAGCAGGUGGCUUCAGUAUGGGAGAUGCCAUGAAUUUCUCCACAAACGAUAAGGCCACCAUGAAGAACCUGAAUGACCGUCUGGCUGCUUACCUGGAGAAGGUGCGCUCCCUGGAGAAGGCCAAUGCUGACCUUGAGCUGAAGAUCCGCCAGUUUGUGGAGAGCAAGACCUCUCCCACUGCUCGGGACCCCUCUGCCUUCUUGGCCACCAUAAGAGAACUGCAGAUUAAGAUCCAGGAUGCCAUUCGAGUCAAUGGAACCUUUCAUCUCAGCAUUGACAACGCCAAGCUGGCUGCCGAUGACUUCAGACUCAAGUAUGAGAAUGAGCUGGCCAUGAGGCAGUCUGUGGAAGCAGACAUUGCCGGUCUUAAGAGAGUCCUAGAUGAGCUGACAUUGUGCAGAUCAGACCUUGAGAUGCAAAUCGAGGGUCUGAAGGAAGAACUUAUCUUCCUUAAGAAGAACCAUGAGGAGGAGCUCCUGGGCAUGAGGACUCAGAUGAGUGGUCAGGUGCAUGUGGAAGUGGAUCCUGCACCACAAGCAGACCUCAGCAAAGUUAUGGCAGAAAUCCGUGAGCAGUAUGAGGCAGUAGCAGCCAAGAACCAAAGAGAACUGGAAUCUUGGUUCCACACUAAGACAGAGACGCUGAACAAAGAAGUUGUCUCCAGCGCAGAAGUAAUGCAUCAAUCGCAAACUGAAAUAAAAGAAGUCAAGCGUACCCUGCAAAGUCUUGAAAUUGAGCUGCAGUCCCAGUUAAGCAUGAAAGCAUCCCUGGAAGGCACACUGGCAGAAUCAGAAGCUCGGUAUGCUAGGCAGCUUGCUGGCUUCCAAAUGCACGUAACCAGCAUAGAGGAGCAGCUGAUGCAGCUCCACGCUGACUUGGAACGUCAACGCCAAGAGUACAAUGCGCUGCUGGACAUCAAGACACGCCUGGAGAUGGAGAUCGCAGAAUACAGAAGGCUGCUGGAAGGAGAGUCCACAAGCUCCUCAACAACAACCACGACACGCAAGGUGGUGACAAUUGUGGAGGAGCUGGUGGAUGGAAAGGUGGUCAGCAGCUCCAGUUCCACUACUUCCACUGCCAGCUCCAGUUCUAAACCCAAAUGAGAGAGGCAGCCAAGACAAUAAAGCAAAAUCAAAUGCUGGACUUUAUAUGAUGUGAUUCUUGUUCUUUUUUUGUUAAUUUGCGAGUGAUGAAUAGGAGAAGAGUUCCAGGAACAAAGGUAGAACACAAAUAUUGCACACAGAGAAAGAGCCAACCAUGGGAACCAAGCACAAACGCAGGUGUGAGGCUGCAGUGCUGUACACCGCAUGACCCUAUGUGAUUGUAAUUCAUGACAAAAAGAGGCAAUAAUAUCAAUCUAAAGUAAUAACAAGGUUGUAGCUCAAAAAUGUGCCAUUUCUUUUCCUUAUCAUGCAGCAAAUGUAUAAGAUGGUAUACAUUUCCUAAUAAAUCCUAAUAAAUUUCCAGUUCAGCAAA
Brienomyrus brachyistius is the source of this 1764-nucleotide messenger RNA. RefSeq names its product keratin, type I cytoskeletal 13-like. Gene Ontology annotation, molecular function: structural molecule activity. The transcript has 7 exons. NCBI's taxonomy places the organism in Eukaryota, Metazoa, Chordata, Actinopteri, Osteoglossiformes, Mormyridae. The coding region runs from base 69 to 1391 and encodes 440 amino acids. The record is from RefSeq and is a predicted model, not a curated record.